Messenger RNA from Lytechinus pictus (painted urchin), 3834 nucleotides. Its product is annotated as tetratricopeptide repeat protein 23-like. The transcript has 13 exons. The coding region runs from base 222 to 1775 and encodes 517 amino acids. The record is from RefSeq and is a predicted model, not a curated record. Gene Ontology annotation, molecular function: protein binding. Lineage: Eukaryota; Metazoa; Echinodermata; Echinoidea; Temnopleuroida; Toxopneustidae.
GAGUAACGAAUUGACGCGCGCCCUCUAAGCACGUACGUUUAUAAAUUAUCUAAAUAACAUCUAAGAAAAAAGGACGAAUGGAAUGGCUUGUCGUUGCUAAGCCUAAGAAAGAAGCACGAAUUAGCCCUUGCAAAGUCUCUCGAUUGAUGUGAUUCCAUCUACGAUUAUAGAAAAUAUUAUGUUAUCGUUUUAAGAUACUUUUGGGAAAUCAGAGUGACACCAUGAGUUCAGACGAUUCUUUUUUCUCUGAUGGAAGUCGAUCUGACCGAAGCCCUCUAUCGGACGAUGAAGAUAAGCCGGACAUCGGAGGUCUAGGACUGAAGGUUGUGGAUAUACCAACAGGAAGUCAAAGCUCUCAGAGAUCUCACCAAAGUACAUCGGGAUCAGAUGACUUCUCUGAUGAUUCCCCACGCCGGUCAGCUCAGCGCAGCACCAGGGAGACGCCCUCGCCGAGGAGGAGGAGGAGAAGAAAGAAACAUGCUGUUGUGACCCUCAAAGACGGUUCUGUCCUUGACCUCACUCCCCCCGAAGAGUUGCUACCUCAGUGUGAACGCAAGGCACGUUACUACACAAGCAAGAAAGAGACUGAUAAAGCAAUCAAGGAGUGGUCUCGCUACACUGCACUUUGUCGACUGGUUCAUGGUUUAGAACACUGGAAGCUCGCCGAGGGAUACGUUUUCCUGGCUCAUGCCUAUCUCACUCUGAGAGGGUUACCGGCACAAGCACAGGCCCAUUCUGAGACAGCUAGGACUAUCAUGCUUAAUGGUCUUCAUACGUCGGAAUCAGACGAAUCCAAGAGUCAACUGAUGGGAAAGCUUCUGCUCAUGUACUAUGUACUCGGAAGAGCCCUCACAUUACUCAAGAAAUAUCAGGAGGCAGAGCAGAACCUGGUGAAAGCCGAGAGGGUUUCACAAGAACUCUCCAAACUGACCGGAGAGAGGGAGUCUUCAAGAAGAAUUCAGUUGGAUAUUGACAUUGCGAUAGCUUUAGCCAAAUUGUAUGCUAAACAGCAGAAGUUUGCACUUGGGUCCGGCUUCUACGAGAAAGCAAUCCGACUUACAGAGGAACAGUACGGGAAUGACAGUCCGGAUCUGAUACCCAUCUAUCAAGACAUGGGAAGAUUAGAACAGAGCAAGAAAGAGCAUGCAAACCAAGACAAGGCAACGGAACACUUCUUGCAGGCGCAUUCCAUUGCUGUGGCAAGGUACAGUGGGCAGAGUGAAGAGGUUGCCGAGACAGCUCACGCCCUUGCCCUAGCUUAUUCAGAAUCGGCCACGGCGGAGGCAGAAACUGCUGCUGAACAGUAUCUGAACGAGAGUCUCGGGAUCAGACAGGUUCUUUUUGGUCCUCAUCAUGCUAAGACGAUAUCAACCCAGGACGAUCUGUGUCGGCUUCUCAUCCGCACAGACAGGACAGAUGAAGCAGUUUCUCUGUUGCGGACCUUAAUAACCUCAAAGAGCGCCACCUUUGGUGACCUCAGUGCCGAGGUCGGAGAGGCUUACAAGCUCUACGGAUCAAUACUCAUGUCGCAGGGGCAGCUUGAGAAGGCUCUCAAGUUCUUCAAGAAGAGCUACAACAUCGAGAGUACAGUGUAUGGACCCGGUCAUAAGAAAGCCAAAGCCACUCAACAAACUAUUGAUAUGCUCCUGCAGUCUCCGAUGCUGGCUGCCAAGGAAGGCCAGACCAGGGCGGGGCAACUCAAGAGCCGACCGAGAUUCAACGCUACGGUAGGGAAGACUGCUCCUUCAGGGAAUGUCAAGUCUGCCUGGGAUUGAUAAACACACCAAUUAUUCAUAAUUUGAUUUUUAUUCAUAAACCAUAUUUACCUAUUGCCAACUUUUUUUUUUUUUUGGGGGGGGGGGGAGAGCGGAUUUGAUCAGAUCAAUUGCUACUUUGGUAGAUUUUUCUGGACAAUUCAUCCCUGGUUUUUGGUUUGAAUUACAUCAGUUUGAAAUCAGCUUUCGUUUGCAUUUGACUGGGGGUGGGAUUGUCAUCACAAGGUAUAGAUAUUAUGUUCUUGCAAAAUCUUGUAAAAAGUGUUUUUUCAUGGUUGGGUGAUUGAUGUACAUGCAUAAGGUGUCACUUACUUUUUACAAAAGCUUUAAAAAAAGUUCUUCAGGAGCUGUUGUGUCUGCCCUUAUGGAAAUCAGGGAUUAAGUGGCUUCGUAAACUGUAGCCCUUGUAGUGUCUACUGGUGCCUCAUAACGAUCAAAUUAAAUAUCAGCCCAUUUCAUGUACACAAUUGUUUAGAAAUCUUUGAUAUGAGUUCUUUUGAUUUCUUCAACUGUACAACAAAAAGACGAACUGUAAAAGGAAUACUGAAAAUAAAUAUAGAUGAUAAAAUGUACAACUGGAUUGAUUAUGUUCCAAUGAAUAUCAUAUUGUAUCAGAUAUUAUUGGGUUUUUCCUACUACUGUAUUCAUAGAAAUGUGCAAUCCCUUUAUUAUGAAUUGUAAAUUUAUUAGUGUAAUGUUGCUGAAUGUAAAUUAGUGAUAAUUACUUGUAGAUACUUGCUUUGCUCUAUUAGUGUCUGUAUCUGCAUUGUGGAAUAUUUUGAAUUAAAUUUGUCAAAUUACUGUCAGUUGUAUAGAUUUGAUAAUUUCUUGUUUAUGACUUCCUGUUUGUAUAUGUAUUUAUUGUAAUUCUAUUUAUAACUUCCUUCGCCUCUUUUUAUCAUGUUGUGGAAUGUUCUGAUUGUAGAUAUGAAUGAAAAAAAUGUAAUAGUGUUGAACUAUGAUUGAAACCAUGAAAGAGUCUCACAAAGAGUCACAAAAAGAUGUCUAUACACACCUUGUUUGAUGAAAUUCAACUUAUACACUGGGCCAAACACGGUUGAGAGGAUAAAACUUUCCAAACACUGCAAAUGGCGUGAUAUAUCUGGGAAGCAUUUCAACAAGUUUUCAGCAAGUUCCUUUGAGCCCAGUCAAUUCACUACUCUCUGGAGCAAAUACGGCAAUUGUAACCCCAAAAUUCUUCUUAGAUUUGUUGCAUUGUCUCCAUUAUCAUUCAUUAUAUAUCACCACUCUGUGACACCAGGGCCCGUCUUACGAAGCGUUUCAAUUGAUCCGAUCAACCACAACUAUGGACGGCCAGCGCCGUCAACAUCUAAAAUGCAAAUUUGUUCAAAAUAUUUUCUAGAUAUGAUUGUAUAUUCAUACAUUCACCGUUCUCUUGAAGAUUCAGUGUGAUUCUUUUUGUUUACUAAGGAGAUUGUAUGGAUGGGUUUCUUCCAUACAGUUGAGAUUGAUUGGAUCAAUUGUAACUCUUUGUAAGACAGGGACCUGAGCUCCAAAGCUUAUUGUCCCAUUUGUUGUCGCUGUUAAGCAACAUCAUUAAGAGAAAUUGCGUAUGUACAGUCAUAUCAAAAUUAUCUUAUGUAAAAGUGAAAUAACCUCCGAGAUUGAUGCAGUUUUCCAUAGCAGAACCAGAAAACUUGUAUUAUGUAUUGUUUACCUUUUCUAUAAGGUCAAAUCUAUUCAAAGUCCAACAUCAGGCAGGAUCCAGUUACACCAAGGUUAGCGAUUGAUCGUAUGCUUGAUUUUUACAAUUGAUUGUACAUUGUAUUCAAUGUAAUCAAUCGUAGAAAAAUGUUCUACGGUCAUUGCUACGCUUUGUGUUACGGGCCCCUGGUCCUAUUAGAUACUAACAUUGAGUAAAAUCCUCCAGAGUACUCUUAAAUAUACAUGUACAUAUUUGUAUUAAAAAUUAAUCUUGUCUAUAUAUAAAUAUUGUAUAUAAAGCCAUGAGAAUACCGUUUGUCUUUCAAUAUCUGUAGAAUCUUGUGCAACUCUUUUGUGACCAUGUUUUCGUAGCAAUAAAAUCUUACAAAUUCAA